This is a messenger RNA of Symphalangus syndactylus (siamang), 2719 nucleotides long. It is a transcript of the gene HSPA5, whose product is annotated as heat shock protein family A (Hsp70) member 5. Lineage: Eukaryota; Metazoa; Chordata; Mammalia; Primates; Hylobatidae. The record is from RefSeq and is a predicted model, not a curated record. Gene Ontology annotation, molecular function: ATP binding; ATP-dependent protein folding chaperone.
AGCUGGGCGGGCGGAGCAGUGACGUUUAUUGCGGAGGGGGCCGCUUCGAAUCGGCGGCGGCCAGCUUGGUGGCCUGGGCCAAUGAACGGCCUCCAACGAGCAAAGCCUUCACCAAUCGGCGGCCUCCACGACAGGGCUGGGGGGAGGGUAUAUAAGCCGAGUAGGCGACGGCGCGGUCGACGCCAGCCAAGACAGCACAGACAGGUUUAGCUAUUGGGGUGUUUCGCGAGUGUGAGAGGUAAGCGCCGCGGCCUGUGUUUCCAGACCUGCCCUUCGCCUGGUUUGUGGCGCCUUGUGACCCCAGGCCCCUGCCGCCUGCAAGUCGGAAACUGCGCUGUGCUCUUGUGCUGCGGCCUGUGGCUGGACUGCCUGCGACGCCCUGCCUGGUGCUGCCCAACUGGCUGGGAAGAUGAAGCUCUCCCUGGUGGCCGCAAUGCUGCUGCUGCUCAGCGCGGCGCGGGCCGAGGAGGAGGACAAGAAAGAGGACGUGGGCACGGUGGUCGGCAUCGACCUGGGGACCACCUACUCCUGCGUCGGCGUGUUCAAGAACGGCCGCGUGGAGAUCAUCGCCAACGAUCAGGGCAACCGCAUCACGCCGUCCUAUGUGGCCUUCACUCCUGAAGGGGAACGUCUGAUUGGCGAUGCCGCCAAGAACCAGCUCACCUCCAACCCCGAGAACACGGUCUUUGACGCCAAGCGGCUCAUCGGCCGCACGUGGAAUGACCCGUCUGUGCAGCAGGACAUCAAGUUCUUGCCGUUCAAGGUGGUUGAAAAGAAAACUAAACCAUACAUUCAAGUUGAUAUUGGAGGUGGGCAAACAAAGACAUUUGCUCCUGAAGAAAUUUCUGCCAUGGUUCUCACUAAAAUGAAAGAAACCGCUGAGGCUUAUUUGGGAAAGAAGGUUACCCAUGCAGUUGUUACUGUACCAGCCUAUUUUAAUGAUGCCCAACGCCAAGCAACCAAAGACGCUGGAACUAUUGCUGGCCUAAAUGUUAUGAGGAUCAUCAACGAGCCUACGGCAGCUGCUAUUGCUUAUGGCCUGGAUAAGAGGGAGGGGGAGAAGAACAUCCUGGUGUUUGACCUGGGUGGCGGAACCUUCGAUGUGUCUCUUCUCACCAUUGACAAUGGUGUCUUCGAAGUCGUGGCCACUAAUGGAGAUACUCAUCUGGGUGGAGAAGACUUUGACCAGCGUGUCAUGGAACACUUCAUCAAACUGUACAAAAAGAAGACUGGCAAAGACGUCAGGAAAGACAACAGAGCUGUGCAGAAACUCCGGCGUGAGGUAGAAAAGGCCAAACGGGCCCUGUCUUCUCAACAUCAAGCAAGAAUUGAAAUUGAGUCCUUCUAUGAAGGAGAAGACUUUUCUGAGACCCUGACUCGGGCCAAAUUUGAAGAGCUCAACAUGGAUCUGUUCCGGUCUACUAUGAAGCCCGUCCAGAAAGUGUUGGAAGAUUCUGAUUUGAAGAAGUCUGAUAUUGAUGAAAUUGUUCUUGUUGGUGGCUCGACUCGAAUUCCAAAGAUUCAGCAACUGGUUAAAGAAUUCUUCAAUGGCAAGGAACCAUCCCGUGGCAUAAACCCAGAUGAAGCUGUAGCGUAUGGUGCUGCUGUCCAGGCUGGUGUGCUCUCUGGUGAUCAAGAUACAGGUGACCUGGUACUGCUUGAUGUAUGUCCCCUUACACUUGGUAUUGAAACUGUGGGAGGUGUCAUGACCAAACUGAUACCAAGGAACACAGUGGUGCCUACCAAGAAGUCUCAGAUCUUUUCUACAGCUUCCGAUAAUCAACCAACUGUUACAAUCAAGGUCUAUGAAGGUGAACGACCCCUGACAAAAGACAAUCAUCUUCUGGGUACAUUUGAUCUGACUGGCAUUCCUCCUGCUCCUCGUGGGGUCCCACAGAUUGAAGUCACCUUUGAGAUAGAUGUGAAUGGUAUUCUUCGAGUGACAGCUGAAGACAAAGGUACGGGGAACAAAAAUAAGAUCACAAUUACCAAUGACCAGAAUCGCCUGACACCGGAAGAAAUCGAAAGGAUGGUUAAUGAUGCUGAGAAGUUUGCUGAGGAAGACAAAAAGCUCAAGGAGCGCAUUGAUAGUAGAAAUGAGUUGGAAAGCUAUGCCUAUUCUCUAAAGAAUCAGAUUGGAGAUAAAGAAAAGCUGGGAGGUAAACUUUCCUCUGAAGAUAAGGAGACCAUGGAAAAAGCUGUAGAAGAAAAGAUUGAAUGGCUGGAAAGCCACCAAGAUGCUGACAUUGAAGACUUCAAAGCUAAGAAGAAGGAACUGGAAGAAAUUGUUCAACCAAUUAUCAGCAAACUCUAUGGAAGUGCAGGCCCUCCUCCAACUGGUGAAGAGGAUACAGCAGAAAAAGAUGAGUUGUAGACACUGAUCUGCUAGUGCUGUAAUAUUGUAAAUACUGGACUCAGGAACUUUUGUUAGGAAAAAAUUGAAAGAACUUAAGUCUCGAAUGUAAUUGGAAUCUUCACCUCAGAGUGGAGUUGAAACUGCUAUAGCCCAAGCGGCUGUUUACUGCUUUUCAUUAGCAGUUGCUCACAUGUCUUUGGGUGGGGGGGAGAAGAAGAAUUGGCCAUCUUAAAAAGCGGGUAAAAAACCUGGGUUAGGGUGUGUGUUCACCUUCAAAAUGUUCUAUUUAACAAUUGGGUCAUGUGCAUCUGGUGUAGGAAGUUUUUUCUACCAUAAGUGACACCAAUAAAUGUUUGUUAUUUA